This is a messenger RNA of Selaginella moellendorffii, 1496 nucleotides long. Its product is annotated as 3'-5' exoribonuclease 1. The coding region runs from base 97 to 1305 and encodes 402 amino acids. Gene Ontology annotation, biological process: exonucleolytic trimming to generate mature 3'-end of 5.8S rRNA from tricistronic rRNA transcript (SSU-rRNA, 5.8S rRNA, LSU-rRNA). Gene Ontology annotation, molecular function: 3'-5'-RNA exonuclease activity; nucleic acid binding; zinc ion binding. NCBI's taxonomy places the organism in Eukaryota, Viridiplantae, Streptophyta, Lycopodiopsida, Selaginellales, Selaginellaceae. The transcript is spliced from 5 exons. The record is from RefSeq and is a predicted model, not a curated record.
UAGUCGGAGGUUUAGGGUUUUUGGGCCAUGGCUAGGUCUGGCUGGGAAAUGGAGGCUGGAUGAAUCGCGAGGUACGCAAUGGCGGCUUGAGCGCUCAUGAAUGCGGAGAGAAUGGUGAUAUGCCGCGAGCUUCUGCUAGCGAGACGGCUCCUCGGGCAUAGUUUUCAUAGUGCGCGAUUCGGCUAUAGCGGCUUGCGAUUCCAAUCGAGCGUAGUAGCGGUCGAGUGUAAGAUUUCUUCGUCAGAUGCGGCGGAUAGCGCUAGAAAGACGCCUGGGGAUUUUUUGCCGGAGGAUGGCCGUGUAGGAGACCUGGUAGUGGGCGAGAUUUUGAGGGAGGCCUCGCAGGAACAGAGAGAGAUCAAAGAAAACGCUAGAAGUUCGUCGUCCAAGAAAUAUGGAGAAGUUUCUAUAGAUCAGAAACUUGUGGAGCAGGCUUUCGACUACUUUGUGGUGAUCGAUUUCGAGGCAACGUGCGACUCGACCGUGUUCUUCCCGCAGGAGAUCAUCGAGUUUCCUUCGGUCCUGGUCGCGGUGCAUUCUUUAUCAGUGGAGGAUAGCUUCCAGACGUAUGUCAAGCCCACAUUCAAUCCCCAGCUCACGGAUUUUUGCAAGCGGCUUACCGGUAUUGAGCAGACCCAGGUUGAUAAUGGAAUGGCUUUGGCCGAGGCUUUGGUCAAGCAUGACAAGUGGCUUGAAGAUAAAGGCGUCAAGAGCAAGAGAUUUGGGGUGAUAACUUGGACGGACUGGGACUGCAAAGUCAUGCUCGAUUUUGAGUGCCGGCUGAAGGGUCUGACGAAGCCGUCCUACUUCAACAAGUGGAUAAAUCUCAAGUCUUGUUUCCAGGAGAAGUUUGGCGACAAGUUCAACUUGAAAAAGGCUGUGCAGCAUGCCGGGCUGCAAUGGCAAGGGCGAGAGCACUGUGGUCUCGAUGACGCGAAGAACACCGCCUCGCUUGCAAUGGAGCUCGUGAGACGCGGGAUGCAGAUCGGGUUCACCCAGCAUCAGAGCUCCCGGAAGCCAGCCAUCACGAAUAUCAGCUCGGAGUUCAUGCCAAAGCUGAAGAAAAUCCUCGAGGCUCUUCCACGCAGCAGUGACAUCGACGAGACGAGCAUCACCGUCGGCGCAGAUAACCUUUGCUACUGCGGGGUAAAGUGCAAGACGAGACUUGUGAGAAAGGCCGGGCCGAACCAAGGCAAGUUCUUCCUGUCCUGCGGCAACUGGACGCUCACCGAGGGUGGCAAAUGCACGUACUUCGAAUGGAUGAAUCCUCCGGAGCAACACUCACCAUCACCCGCAAAGUCAUGACAUCAGCAUGGAUCUCGCAAAGUUUCACAACCAAAUGGAUCCCGUGAAGCAGGAAAACAGAAGGAAACAAACCAAAUGGGGUAUGUCACAACCUUCAAAGAUUCACAAGUUUUUUCUCAUUCCUUCAAACCCACCUAUCCUGUAUCUAACUUUUUUUUUGUUACUUUGGCGAAACUCUAUAUAUCUUAGAA